This is a messenger RNA of Helianthus annuus (common sunflower), 903 nucleotides long. Its product is annotated as DEMETER-like protein 2. Gene Ontology annotation, molecular function: DNA N-glycosylase activity; DNA demethylase activity. The record is from RefSeq and is a predicted model, not a curated record. Gene Ontology annotation, biological process: base-excision repair. The transcript is spliced from 7 exons. Lineage: Eukaryota; Viridiplantae; Streptophyta; Magnoliopsida; Asterales; Asteraceae. Bases 1 to 903 code for a protein of 300 amino acids.
AUGGGAUCCGGCAACUGUACUCCACCACCGAGUACCAACUGUUCACCAGAAACUGAUCGGAAGUCAAGCAAGAGGAUCAAGACUAACACACCGGCUAAGUUCAAGCCAAAAGUUUCAUGCAGGAGAGUUUUGGAUUUUGGAUCCAUUCGGACAAAAACCAUGACUAUUUACACUAAAGGAGGUUAUCGCUUUACCCGCCGAGUGAGGGAGUAUAUCGAACAUAGUUCCUCUUCAUCUUCGUCCAGUAAGAGAGGCCAUUGCAUCAUCCGUCAAGUUGGUAACAAAUGCAAUGAGAAAGAGGAAGAAGAAUGGUUGAAGGAAGAGCAAGAGUUAUUCAAACAAAGAGCUUCAUCCUUUAUCUCGUCCAUGCGUUCUGUUCAAGGAUAUAGGCCUUUCAUGCGCUGGAAAGGUUCUGUUGUGGACUCAGUUGUCGGCGUUUUCCUAACCCAAAGUGCAUCAGACAGUUCAUCAAGUUCUGCAUUCAUGUAUUUGGCUGCAAAAUACCCCAAUCAAAUCACAACGGGAGACCACACUGAACAUGCCAUAGACUGGAACGCUGUAAGAACUGCACAACAUUCUGAGAUCUCUAAUGCCAUCGAAGAAAGAGGGAUGAAGAACAAAAUCGCACAACGAAUCCAAGAGUUCCUUCAUCGCAUACAUGAUGACAAGACUGGGCUUAUUGAUCUUGAGUGGUUAAGAAGCGCCACAGCUGAAGAAGCAAGGCAUUACUUUAUGGAAGUAUAUGGACUGGGAUUGAAAAGCACAGAAUGUCUACGGUUAUUGACACUACGACAACGCGCAUUCCCUGUUGACCGACAUGUUUGUAGAAUAGCAGUGCGUUUGGGAUGGGUCCCGAUUAAAAAGCUUCCUGAUGGUGUUCUCUUACAUCAGCUAAAAGAGUGA